Messenger RNA from Mucor velutinosus, 1149 nucleotides. RefSeq lists its product as uncharacterized. Lineage: Eukaryota; Fungi; Mucoromycota; Mucoromycetes; Mucorales; Mucoraceae. The transcript is spliced from 4 exons. Gene Ontology annotation, cellular component: nucleus. The coding region runs from base 1 to 1149 and encodes 382 amino acids. Gene Ontology annotation, molecular function: RNA polymerase II CTD heptapeptide repeat phosphatase activity. The record is from RefSeq and is a predicted model, not a curated record.
AUGGAACAGGGUCGAUGUUGGGCUGAUGGUUGCUCGUACUGUGCUCAUGAAACCAAGUUUAGUGGUGUAUGUGUAGCUUGUAGUCAUGUAGAUGAAGCUGAGUGGCAGCAAGCGAAACAAAGAGAAAAGGACGAUUUAAAGAGACUACGAAGCGACAAGAAGCUAUCGUUGAUCAUUGAUUUGGACAACACAUUGAUGCACGCAACUGCUGUAUACGACGUAGCCGAAUGGAUAAAUAAACAAAAGCGUAGUAAAACCAACAAGUCUCGGGUCAAGGAUGUGUUUACAACUGCAACCACCAACAAUUUCUCGUUUAAAUUGCGGCCUGGAUUGUACAGAUUUCUUAUUCGCAUAUCUACCAUGUACGAAUUACAUGUGUAUACCAUGGGCAACAAAGCAUACGCCAAGGUCUUUCUCGACAGAAUAGAUCCUGACCGCAACUUGUUUAAAGGAAGUGUGCUCACACGAGAUGGCAAUGGAUGCAUUCUCAAAAAGAAGAUCAGUAGAAUAUACCCAACGGAUCGUACACAGGUGCUUAUAUUGGACGACUCUGCCAAUGUUUGGGAUGACAGCCCCAACCUUAUUCAGAUCAAACCUUACACCUAUUUCAGAAACGUAAAAGAGCUCAAUGCUUUAGCUUACGCUGCACCCACCCAGAAUCAGUAUUAUUCGUUUGUAAAUAGCUAUACAUCCACCAAGCAAAGCACCUCGUUUCAUCUCGAACAAGAUGAAUUUGAUCUGGAUAACACGGAUGCUGAUUUUGCGGUACCUGCAUUGCCGCCACCAUCACCACCUGUUGAAGAUUUCAGCAAUCAGUUCUCUAUUUCUUCAGCCCAUUGUACAAAACAACCUGAUGUUUUUCUCGACAAAAACAUUGCUGAUAUUAUACCCGAAGAAAUAGAAACCGACGAUGCUUUGGACCAUGUCGGCAAGAUCUUGAAGGAUAUCCAUUCUAUUUAUUUCACUCAACUUGCGUGCAACAAAGAGCCUGAUGUUGUGGACAUUUUGCAGUCUUUAUGCACAGAAAAGGGAAUCGCAACGCUGAGAAGAAAGAGAAGUGCAAGCAGCUUUGAGCCUGAUUUCAUCCCGAACAAAAAGUGCAGCUCGAUUUGCCGUUCCAAUUCUUCUACCACAUUGACAAUACCAUAG